Papaver somniferum (opium poppy) is the source of this 348-nucleotide messenger RNA. RefSeq lists its product as uncharacterized. The transcript has a single exon. The coding region runs from base 1 to 348 and encodes 115 amino acids. Lineage: Eukaryota; Viridiplantae; Streptophyta; Magnoliopsida; Ranunculales; Papaveraceae. The record is from RefSeq and is a predicted model, not a curated record.
AUGACACAAACUUGUUUUAGAACUGGUCACAUAGCAAGAUUUUUUAAUUACACCAAUAUAGCUCUCAUUCCUAAAGUUCCCCUUGAUGAACUUGUUACCAAAUACAGUCCAAUAGGGUUCUGUAAUUUUGUUUAUAAAAUUCUUUCUAAAACUCUUGCCAACAGACUGAAACCUUUUAUGAAUAAUAUUAUAUCCCAACAGCAAAGUGCCUUCAUCCAAAAGAGGAGUAUUUCUAAUAAUAUUCUGCUGGCUAAUGAGGCUAUAUAUGAGGUUAACCAUCAUGAUAAAGUUGAUGGUAUAACUGCUACAAAGUUAGACAUGUUUAAAGCUUAUGAUAAGCUGGAGUGA